AUGAUUUCUGUCUUUCGGCCUUUUGGCCCUUUGGUCUUUUGUUCUUUUUGUUUUUUUUUUUUCAUUUACAAGUUUUCUCUCUUUUCUCUCUUUCCAACAUUUAUUAUAUUCACAGAUUUUCUUGACACUCGUGUUUUGUUACCUUCUGAUGCAUCCCCUUCACAAUGUCCAUCCGGAUUAGCUAAGGCCAUAUCGCCGAAAUUACUCUCUACUAUUAAACACGGUUAUGAACACGAUGAACCUCUCUCUCAUGAGCACAUCGCGAAUCAAGAACUUUCAUUUCAUACGAGUGUCAUUGACAUGACAAUAUCAGCGCCUCCUAUGUACUCUCUUGGUCUGCAAAUAAAUCCUUUUGCUUCGGGUAGUAUAUUGAGUACUAUGGUUCGCAUUCAUGACGCCUUUUCUUUUUGUCUCUGUGCAUGUGGGAAAACCCCAUAUACAGAAAAUGCAAACACAUCCUACUAUCCUGCUGUUAUGACCUUUUCCUAUGUUCAAAAGUUGGUCUUCCCACCUAUGAAUAUUUUCAUCGGCGAACGUAAAAAAUUUUUAGAAGUUGAUUAUUUUUUACAGAACUUUACAGUAUGGAUAGAAAAUAAAAACCUUGAAUUCCAAGAUCUUUAA
Messenger RNA from Phycomyces blakesleeanus NRRL 1555(-), 621 nucleotides. RefSeq lists its product as hypothetical. The record is from RefSeq and is a predicted model, not a curated record. The transcript has 10 exons. Bases 1 to 621 code for a protein of 206 amino acids. NCBI's taxonomy places the organism in Eukaryota, Fungi, Mucoromycota, Mucoromycetes, Mucorales, Phycomycetaceae.